UCAGCAACAGUCGACCCAGCCACUCUUGUCGCAGUUGCCGCAUACGCAGGUAAUGUUGAGGGAUCGGUGUCUCGACCCGCCGAGGUGACGGCAGAACAGUUGCUCGACUCGCAACUCCACUCUCCGGAACAAAAGGCCGACUUCAUCACGUCAGUCAUCUCCCAAGGCUUCCUAGGACCAAUUUUCGCCAAAGCAUCGAGCGGUACGACAUGGCGCGGGAGGAAACGUCGCUGGGAAGCGACUGUUGACUAUGCCACCGACACGAAGAGAGAUCCGUGGAUGGAAUUUGGUGCCGAGUACUGCAUUUCAAUUUUCACCUGGGCUGUGGCGCACUCGGAUGCAGUCCUCCUUGGUCAACAUUGGCCCAUGUAUAUCCCCUUUCUUCUGGCGCUACUCGACGACGCUGAAGUCAAACACAAAGCGCAUGGGCUGGCUGCCACACGCAUGUUUCUCGGAAAGUGUCCACCUGCGAUACUGAGGAAUCAAGGUGUCGGAGAGAUUUUGAGCCAAGCGAUUCAGCCGACGCUCGCUUUCCUACCGCCGCUCAUACCCCCCGAUGAGUCUGCUCGACUACUAGAUCUGGCCUACUCUGCCAUUCUUCAACUAGCGCAGAUCGAUUGGCAACCAGACGUCAAUGCCAGAAAUCGUUUCCUGGUCAAACUCCUGCGAGAUGAGUUCUUCGCAGGCUAUCAGCACGCAUCUCAAUACCACGAAGUGACAGAGGUCUUAACCAGACACAGUGCCACCAUAGUGGAGGAGUUGGGUCUUGCUGCUUCGCCCCAUCUC
Molecule: messenger RNA, 786 nt
Organism: Sodiomyces alkalinus F11
Lineage: Eukaryota; Fungi; Ascomycota; Sordariomycetes; Glomerellales; Plectosphaerellaceae
Exons: 2
Cellular component (GO): centrosome; cytosol; nucleoplasm
Source: RefSeq, a predicted model, not a curated record